This is a messenger RNA of Seminavis robusta, 555 nucleotides long. NCBI's taxonomy places the organism in Eukaryota, Bacillariophyta, Bacillariophyceae, Naviculales, Naviculaceae. The record is from the annotation of a GenBank genome assembly.
AUGGUUAUCAGUGGCAAAGUAUCGAAAAUUAAUGCCAAGAUCCCUGUUUCAAAGGUUGAUCAUGGAAAGAAGAACUGCGAUGUGGACCUUCAAGUGCCAGUCUCUCCUUCUUCCUCUGAGUCGUUAGAAGAUGAAGUCAUCGCGCUCCGUGCUCGUAAUAAGGUCCUCUUGGAGGCUCUUAAAGGAGUCAAUGAGAGCGCAACUGCGUUAAAAAAGAAACAUUUUGAUUUGGUCUGGUUCGCAAGAAAUCGCUAUCGUUAUCCCAACCACGGUGCUUCAAAACGAAUUCAAGAAUCGGAGGAGCACCGCGAAGAUCUCGACUUGCUCAAGUCCGACGAUGGUGACUACCACCAUGGCUUUCAGGCUGGUGUCCUCGCUGCUUCCCGUAUGUUCCAAGAACAGUCAGACAUCCUUCACGUCAACGACCAAGACGAGGAGGAGAAACUCAUGGCCAACUCCAUCAAGCACCGUGAAAAGGUUGAAGAAAGCAAGACCAAGUUCGAGCGCAGGAGGUCUUUGCCCCAGGUUGAGGCUGGAGAGUUCCCGGAAAACUAG